AUGGUCUCCCUUCGUUUACAAAAGAGGUUAGCUGCUUCCAUCCUCAAGUGCGGAAAAGGAAGAGUUUGGAUUGAUCCAAAUGAAAUCUCUGAAGUCUCAACUGCCAACUCCAGAGCUGGUAUCCGUAAGUUGGUCAAGAAUGGUUUCAUCAUCCGUAAGCCAGUCGUUGUCCACUCACGUUUCAGAACCAGAGAAUUGGCUGCUGCCAAGAAGAUUGGUCGUCACAGAGGUUUCGGUAGUCGUUGCGGUACCCGUGAGGCCCGUAUGCCAUCCAAGCUCCUCUGGGUCCGUCGUAUCCGUGUCCUCCGUAGACUCCUCAAGAAGUACCGUGAGGCCAAGAAGAUCGAUCGUCACACCUACCGUGAACUCUACCUCAAGGCUAAGGGUAACACCUUCAAGAACAAGCGUACCUUGAUCGAAUACAUCAUCAAGACCAAGACCGAAAGACUCAGAGAGAAGCAAAUCAACGAUCAAGCUGAAGCCCGUAGAGCCAAGAACCGUAACCUCAGAGAUCGUCGUAUCUCCAAGGCUGCCAAGGAAGCCACCGCUUAA
This is a messenger RNA of Cavenderia fasciculata, 552 nucleotides long. It is a transcript of the gene rpl19, whose product is annotated as S60 ribosomal protein L19. Lineage: Eukaryota; Evosea; Eumycetozoa; Acytosteliales; Cavenderiaceae. The transcript has 2 exons. Bases 1 to 552 code for a protein of 183 amino acids. Gene Ontology annotation, cellular component: ribosome; cytosolic large ribosomal subunit. The record is from RefSeq and is a predicted model, not a curated record. Gene Ontology annotation, molecular function: structural constituent of ribosome; RNA binding. Gene Ontology annotation, biological process: translation.